Molecule: messenger RNA, 2679 nt
Organism: Colletotrichum orchidophilum
Lineage: Eukaryota; Fungi; Ascomycota; Sordariomycetes; Glomerellales; Glomerellaceae
Exons: 8
Coding region: 1-2679 (892 amino acids)
Biological process (GO): regulation of DNA-templated transcription; DNA-templated transcription
Molecular function (GO): DNA-binding transcription factor activity, RNA polymerase II-specific; DNA binding; zinc ion binding
Source: RefSeq, a predicted model, not a curated record
AUGUCAAACGAUCCCUCCGUGAGGCGCAUCUUGCCUCAGAGCUCCCAGAUGGGCAGCUUCUCUUUCGCACCUCAGCAGUUCCCUCAGAGGGAAACCCAAAAGAAUUAUGUUUUCGUUGACGAACACAAUCGUCAUAAACGAUUAAAGGUGAUGAGAGCUUGUGAAGGAUGCAGAAGAAGAAAGAUCAAGUGCGACGCGGCCACGACAAAUACCUGGCCCUGCUCGGCAUGUAUCAGACUCAAGCUUCAUUGUGUCCGUCCCAACGGCCAGUAUGAUGGCACUUCGAACGACGCCUAUGAGCCUGUUGGAGAUGAAUUCGCUGCCGCGUCUUCGCAACUGCAGAACAUCCGCCAGCAAGUUCCCAUGCAGCAACCGUCCAUGAUGGCCGGCGGUCAGAAGCCCAACCCUUCAAUGUAUGCUGCACAGGGCGCAUAUUCGGAUCCCAACGUCUUCCCACCUGUGCACUACUCGGAUCAGCAUGCUCAUCAACACAAUAUGCAUUACACCACCGUAUCCCCCUCGGUAUCGAUGAUGGAACAGUCUUACGCCGGUCAGAAUGUCUUCCCAACGCCACCUCUUCAGCAAAGCCAACGUCCGGAUUCUCCACCCGACACCUACUCCAAUGACGGCUCGUAUCAGCAAUCGGAUCUUGCUGAUCUUUUGGGCUCCCUGAAGGUCAACGAAGCAGGAACAGCACCGUAUUUGAGGAACAAGGCCUCUUUUUUGCAUGAUGAGGAGCCUGCUGUUGAAGACGAGGAGUACAAGACCCCCCUUCCGCCUAUGAUCACCGGCCCGGGCCUCAAGAUUCGUAUUCCACCCGAAUUGAUGCCAGAUGACGAGACCGUCAUGCACUACUUCGACCUCUUCUUCAGCCACGUGCAUCCCUAUGUCCCUGUCCUCAGUAAAAGCGUGUUUUAUCAUCAGUGGAAUACGAAUAGAGAAUCGGUAUCGCCUCUCAUUCUCGAGGCCCUUUUCGCCAUGGGUGGAAGGCUAGCCGACGAUCCUGCUCAAGGGCAGCAAUGGCUCGCUUUGGCAACCAAGCACGCCGACUCCUUUAUGGACGUACCGAGAUUGAGCACGCUACAGGCCUUGCUGCUUAUCUUGAAAGCUCGGGAGGCAGCACCCAAGCGCGGUUACUACUACCGUUCGUGGAUGACGAUUGUUCAGUGCGUUCAAAUGGGCAAGGAUCUCGGCCUGGACGAGCACUACUCGGACCAUCAAGCGGGAAGGCCAUGUGGCUCCUCUCUCUUGGACUGCCAAAUGAAGAGUCGGAUCUGGCAGUCCAUAUUCGUAUGCGAAACCAUGAUUGGGUCUCCUCAAGGCCGAACCGAUCUCGCCGUUGAGCUGGAUUCAAUUGAUUUUAGCGUCCCCCGUCCAAUCCCUGGGGGCGACGACUCUGAGUACCACACUACCCGGAACUUCACCUAUUUCGCACGAAUUGUCCGCAACGUCAGCCGCAUGAACACCGCCUAUGGCCACCUCAAGAAGAAGAAGACGAAGGACUGGGGUGUUGAUCCCGAGUUUGUGCAGCUCAACCCGGCCUUGAAUGCCUGGUUGAACGACCUCCCAGCGGACUUGUCGGUUACUUUCCCGCCCGAUGGCUCGCCACCAUGGCUUUCGUCACCCUACAUCGGCAACUUGCAUUCCUACUACUAUCUGACUCUGAUUCUGCUGCAUCGACCACAGCUGAAUUUCCUGGACCCCAACGCACAGGAUGGGCAAUGGAAGCAGCACAUGAUGAUUUGCUACUCAUCGGCCAAGGCUCUUUGUCGGCUCCAGGAGGCGGUCUUGAAUUCGUUUGGAUUUCCUGGACUACAAUGCAUGCUUCGUGGAUUCAGCUUCACCGUCUACUGUGGACUGUGUUGCAUCGUACUCCAUCUGGUGGCUGUCGUCUCUCCAGAUCCUGAUCUGAACACUGAUGCGAGAGAGUUUUUCACGCGGCACAUGCGGGUGCUCGAACGAGUCAUGUCGGUUUGGCCAAUGGCAGACCUCCAGAAGCAAGUCGACGCGGUGCGCGAAGCGUUUUCUGCUGACGUCAGGAAACCCUUUGUUCUCAAACCCAGCUUCCCAUACGGCAGUCCCCAGUCAUCCAACCAUUCCAGUCCUCCUAGGGGCUACAGGCCGGGUAUGGCUCGCACUGCUUCUUUGGAACACCAGUUGGAUACGCAGAACCUUCAACACUCCCAAGUCAGUUAUACCAGCCAUCCCAUUACACCUCCUAUUUCUGCCGGACCUGUGGAUACCAAGAGUGACUCGCCUGCUAUACAGUCGCUCGUCAUGAUGGCAAGCCAAAGUUCCCAAGCGCCGGGAAUGCAGCAAACAAUGUCGCUGUCGGACGCGCCGGCUUGGAACCCUGCGCGUAUUUUUGAACAAUGGAACACGUCUUUCGGUACGCCUCAGGUCCAACCACAGCCUUCGACGCUGCCUCCCCAGUCCAAUUCGCUUAGUGUUUCUCCGUCUUCAGGUGCACCCGAAGCCCCGUCUCUCCAAGACAUUCAGGCUGUCAAUGCCACUCUUCCAGUGGCCUCUCAACAGAUGGCGCAACAAUACUCUGCAGCCCCUGUGCAGACGUUUGUCUCGCCGGCUAUGUGGCAGGAGUCCGUGGCGAGUGUCUACGAAGGCGGUCUCAAGCGGGGCUGGGACUACGAUGGGAGUGGUCCUAUGAUGAAACGGCGAUGA